GAAUGGAAGACUCAGCAAUAACCCGCCCGGCUUCCGGUCCGUCUAAAUUCCGCUUCCGGCUAGGCGGAUGUGUCUUUGCUGAGGGUCACAUUGAGCUGCGAGCGGCUUCAGGGGCGUCUUUAGAAAUCAGCAACAUGGCAGAAGACAUCAAGACCAAAAUCAAGAACUACAAGACUGCCCCUUUUGAUAGCCGCUUCCCCAACCAGAACCAGACCAGGAACUGCUGGCAGAACUACCUGGAUUUUCACCGCUGUGAGAAGGCAAUGACUGCGAAAGGGGGUGAUGUUUCCGUGUGCGAAUGGUACCGGCGUGUGUACAAGUCCCUUUGCCCCGUAUCCUGGGUGUCGGCCUGGGAUGACCGCCGGGCAGAAGGCACAUUUCCUGGGAAGAUCUGAAGUGGCUCCACCGCACCUGUCCUCUGUCUUCCAUCCUUUUUCCAGGGAGGUGAAGGGGGACCUGGGCACAUCCCACCCUAGGAUCCUGAAUCAUGGUUUAACUAAUAAUAAAUACUUGUUGGAAAAGUGUAA
Messenger RNA from Pteronotus mesoamericanus, 527 nucleotides. RefSeq names its product cytochrome c oxidase subunit 6B1. The coding region runs from base 3 to 395 and encodes 130 amino acids. The transcript has 4 exons. The record is from RefSeq and is a predicted model, not a curated record. Gene Ontology annotation, cellular component: mitochondrial inner membrane; respiratory chain complex IV; mitochondrion. NCBI's taxonomy places the organism in Eukaryota, Metazoa, Chordata, Mammalia, Chiroptera, Mormoopidae.